AUGAUCAACCUCACUGUGUUCUUCGACAUCACCAUGGACCUUGAGCCCUUGGGCUGUAUCUCCUUUGAGCUGUUUGCAGACAAAGUUCCAAAGACAGCAGAAAAUUUUCAUGCUCUGAGCACUGGGGAGAAAGGAUUUGGUUAUAAAGGUUACUGCUUUCACAGAAUUACUCCUGGGUUUAUGUGCCAGCAUGGUGACUUCAUAUACCAUAAUGGCACUGGUGGCAAGUCCAUCUACGGGGAGAAGUUCAAUGAUGAGAACUUCAUCCUGAAGAAUACAGGUCCCAACAUCUUGUCCAUGGCCAAUGCUGGACCCAACACAAAUGGUUCUCAGUUUUUCAUCUGCCCUGCUAAGACUGACUGGUUGUAUGGCAACCACGUGGUCUUUGGCAAGGUGAAAGAGGGCAUGAAUAUCAUGGAAGCCCUGGAGUGCUUUGGGUCCAGAAAUGGCAAGACCAGCAAGAUCACCAAUGCCAACUGCAGACAAGUCUAA
This is a messenger RNA of Choloepus didactylus (southern two-toed sloth), 492 nucleotides long. RefSeq names its product peptidyl-prolyl cis-trans isomerase A-like. The transcript has a single exon. Gene Ontology annotation, biological process: protein peptidyl-prolyl isomerization. Gene Ontology annotation, molecular function: peptidyl-prolyl cis-trans isomerase activity. Lineage: Eukaryota; Metazoa; Chordata; Mammalia; Pilosa; Megalonychidae. The record is from RefSeq and is a predicted model, not a curated record. The coding region runs from base 1 to 492 and encodes 163 amino acids.